This is a messenger RNA of Hirsutella rhossiliensis, 852 nucleotides long. Its product is annotated as frag1/DRAM/Sfk1 family domain-containing protein. Gene Ontology annotation, cellular component: plasma membrane. The transcript has 3 exons. The record is from RefSeq and is a predicted model, not a curated record. The coding region runs from base 1 to 852 and encodes 283 amino acids. Lineage: Eukaryota; Fungi; Ascomycota; Sordariomycetes; Hypocreales; Ophiocordycipitaceae.
AUGGCGCUCCGGGGCUUGAUAUCCUACUGGACCAUCCCAGUCCUCUCCAGCCUCGUCUGGCUCGGCAUGCUCCUCGGCCUCCUCCUCCACUGGAUCAUCGACACGCACCGCCGCCACUACCCGUCCAUGUCGGACCGCGCCUCCAUCGCCUACAUCAGCAACGUCGGCGCCCACGAGCUCAAGCCCCUCUUCAUCGCCGGCUCCGUCGCCACCACCCUCACCCUCGACUCCGCCUUUGUCGCCGAGCGCUGGCUCCGCCACUCGGGCCGCCUCGUCCCCAACGCCUCCCCCGGCGAAAAGGCCCUCGCCAUCCUCACCAUUGCCUUUGCCCUCGUCGGCACCGCCGGCCUCAUCCUCCUCAGUAUUUUUGACACCUGGCGCUUCCACGGCCUGCACGACAUUUUCCUCCUCCUCUUCAUUGCCGGCUACCUGUUCUCCGCCGUCUUUACCUGCUGGGAGUCGCAGCGCCUCGGCAUCAAAAACCGCCAGCACCGUGUCCUCCGCGCCUCCUUCUGGGUCAAGCUCACCUUUGUCCUCGUCGAGCUCGUCCUUGCCAUCAUCUUCGCCGCCACCUCCUAUACUCGCCACACCGACGUCGCCGCCGUCUUCGAGUGGGUCGUCGCCUUCAUCUUCACCUUUUACAUCCUCUCCUUCGUCAUCGACCUCUACCCGGCCGUCGCCACCAGGGAUCCGGGCUCCCGUUUCGAGAAGCCGCGCUUCGUCGAUGAGGCCGCCGCCGUGUCCGCCGGCGCUGACCCCGACGACGCCGCCGCCUCCUCAAACGCCACUACCAGCGCCUCGGCCCUGCACCCGCGCGACUAUCCCAUGGACCGGAACCCCAUUAACUUUUGA